AUGCCAGCAGAAGCACCGUUAUUAGACCAAUCUCAUCUUAAACCGGGUCAUAAAGCCUCGUUAUUGUCUCAUUCACAAACUUUAGAACUAUACAGACAAAAUGCUAAAAAGACGAAUGAUCCUGACCUUCAAUUUGAAUUUGCGGCUUUUAUGGUAGAAGCUUCAAGAGCCAUGAACGACGAAGAAGCAAAAAAAAGAGACGACCUAGUUAAAGAAGGUUUAGCUCUUUUAAGAAAAUUAGCUGAUAGAGGCCAUGCUAAUUCACAAUAUUAUCUUGCAGAUUGCUUUGCAAGUGCUAUAGGUACUUCAAAGAAUAAACCUGAUUUUGACAAAGCCUUUCCUCUGUUUGUACAAUCUAGUAAACAUGGUCACCCUGAUGCUGCUUAUCGCGCUGGUGUUUGUUAUGAACAGGGUUGGGGAUGUAAAAAAGAUUUUGCAAAAUCCGAACAAUUUUUCAAAAAAUCAGCAUCAGCUAGUCAUCCCGGAGCAUUGUAUAGAUUGGGUAUUGCUGAAUUAAAGGGGGAAUUAGGAUUAGCCAAAAAUCCUCGCGAUGGUGUAAGAUAUCUCAAGAGAGCAGCAGAAAAUGCGAAUGAAGAAUUUCCACAUGCGUUACAUGAAUUAUCAGAACUUCAUGAGAAGGGUAUUGAUAAUGUAUGUUUUGUAGAUAUAGAAUAUGCGGUACAAUUACUUAUAGAAGCGGCAAAUUUAAAUUAUGCACCAUCAGCGUUUAAAUUAGGAGAAUACUAUGAAUACGGUAAAAUGGGAUGCACACAAGAUGCCGCUCUAUCGAUUCAUUAUUAUACUAUUGCAGCACAACAAGAUCACAGAGACGCUUGUUUCGCUUUAACAGCUUGGUAUCUGGUUGGUAGUCCGGGAAUAUUACCACAAAGUGAUACAGAAGCUUAUUUAUGGGCGAAAAGAGCUGCCGAAAAAGGGUUACCUAAAGCUGAAUAUGCUGUUGGAUAUUUUACCGAAGUAGGUAUCGGUGUUAAAAAAGAUCAAUUGGAUGCGAAUAAGUGGUAUCGUCGUGCUGCUGAACAUGGUGAUAAAAGAGCUCAACAAAGAUUAAAAGGUGGUGUUCCUAUUGAUGAAAAAAAACCUAAGAGAGAUGAUUUAAUUAAAAUAGUACUAGCGCAAGAUUCGAAAAAUUAUGCGAUACCAGCACCAACAGACAUACCAGGUAUUCCACAACCAAGCCCUGACCAAACAAAUUACGAAUACUCAAAAUUAUUAUCAUACUCAUUAUAUUUUUAUGAGGCACAACGAAGUGGAAAAUUACCUCCCGAUAAUCGAGUAACUUGGAGAGGUGACUCGGGAUUACAAGAUGGUAGUGAUAAAAAGGUCGAUUUAGAAGGAGGUUAUUAUGAUGCUGGAGAUCAUUUAAAAUUUACUUUUCCAUUAUCAUGGACCCUUUCAUCAAUAUCGUGGGGUGCUUAUGAAUGGUAUGAAGGAUAUCAAACUGCUGGGCAAGCUACUCAAAUAAGAGAUAUGAUUAAAUGGGGAACUGAUUGGUUAAUCAAGGCACACUCCGAACCGGAAGUUUUAUAUGUUAUGGUAGGAACAGCGGACGUCGAUCAUAAUUAUUGGGGUCCUGACACUGGCAUACCAUUACCAAGGCCUUCUUUUAAUGUAAAUAAUUCUUCACGUGGAACUGAUGCAACAGCGGAAGCGGCUGCUGCCAUGGCAGCUGCAUCUUUAUUCUUUAAAGAUAAAGUACAAGAUGUAGAUUACGCUAAUACAUUAUCUUUUCAUGCUAAACAAUUAUACGAAUUUGCAAUCGAAACACCAUUUGAAACAUAUCAAACAUCCGUUAAAGAGGCUGUUGACUUAUAUUCUUCAAAUAGUUACAAAGAUGAAUUGGUAUGGAGUAGUCUUUGGUUAUACAAAUUAACAAAAGAUCCAACAUAUUUUGAUAAUGCGGUAAAUUUCUUUAAAGAAUUUAAAUUAUCUGGACAAGUUGAUGUGGUUAAUUGGGAUGAUAAAACUUGUGCAUCAUAUAUUUUAUUUGUACAAUGUGCUAUAGAAUUAAAAAGGAAUGAUAUCGACACUUGGAAAGGUGAAGCAGAAAAAUUUUUAGAUGCUGUAAUAUCUCCUGACGAUCCAUGUCGUUUCACGAAAGGUGGAUUAUAUUUUUGUGAAGGUGACAGUGAUGCCGCUUCUUUGAAUCCCGCAUUAAAUGCUGCUUUCGUGUCACUAUUAUAUGCCCCAUUAAGUUCGUCCGAUUCUAAGAAAGAUAAUUAUAUCAAGUUUGCCACAUCACAAAUGAAUUACUUAUUAGGAGAUAAUCCCAUGAAGACGCCUUAUAUUGUAGGAGUUCAUCCAAAUUCUCCUAAAGAUCCUCAUCAUUCGGGUGCACAUGGGGGUACCGAUAUAAAUAACCCACGUGAGAAUAUGCACAUUCUUUAUGGAAGUAUUGUAGGUGGUCCCGGUAAAAAUGACAAGUAUAAAGAUGAUAGAAAGGAUUAUAAACAAUCUGAAGUUGCUCUAGAUUAUAAUGCUCCCUUUCAAAGUUUAAUGGCUUAUCAAGUUAUUAAUGCAAAAGAAGAUCCGUUUUAUGUUACUUUACCUCCUGGAAGACCUCAAACAAAUGUUGCUCUCAUCGUUUCAUUGGUGUUUCUUUUCUUAAUUCUCUUUGGUAUCGGUGGUGGUUUUGUUUAUUGGAAAAAAUUUAAAAAUCGUAAAUAA
Molecule: messenger RNA, 2685 nt
Organism: Funneliformis geosporum
Lineage: Eukaryota; Fungi; Glomeromycota; Glomeromycetes; Glomerales; Glomeraceae
Source: the annotation of a GenBank genome assembly